Molecule: messenger RNA, 3569 nt
Organism: Tympanuchus pallidicinctus (lesser prairie-chicken)
Lineage: Eukaryota; Metazoa; Chordata; Aves; Galliformes; Phasianidae
Gene: TMEM87A
Product: transmembrane protein 87A
Exons: 20
Coding region: 36-1754 (572 amino acids)
Biological process (GO): retrograde transport, endosome to Golgi
Cellular component (GO): Golgi apparatus; Golgi cisterna membrane
Source: RefSeq, a predicted model, not a curated record
CGGAAGAGGUGCGGCCACGGCCUCCGUGCGGCGGGAUGGCGGCGGUGCCGCGGUGCGGGGGGUGGCGGCGGCCGGGGGCCGUCCCGCUGAGACUGUUGGCGUUGUUGGCGCUGGCGGGCGCGGCGGGAGCCGGGCAGCUCUCUAAAUGGCGGGUCCCGGUGCCAAUGGGGAAGAAGUUCUUUAACUUUGGGAAGAUUCUCUUCAGCAACACCACCAUCUUUCUGAGAUUUGAAGGCGAUGAGAAGUCUUGUGAUCCCUCCCAAGGCUACAAUGUUACGUGGUACUUAAGAUAUUCUGAUUGCUACAAUGAAGUCUUCAACUUUGGGGAAGAACAGGCAGAAAGUUAUUUUGGGACUACGUCUGAAGAGCAUCCAGGCUGGUCAGGGUACUAUGCCACAUCUUCUCUCGUCUUUCCAAAUUGCUCCAAGCUGUUCAAGCCCCAGGUUUUCUAUAAAGAAUUUGUUCAUCCAGAGCCUCUCUCACCUGAGAAACAAGAGGGCAUGAAAGAUAAGGCAGAGAGUGAGGGAAAUCGCACGAUGGUGGCAGAUAAAACUACAAUGAAUGCUGUUAUUAAAACUUGGAGAGAUGGGCCGUAUAUAUUUAUUGUGCAAAUUGGAGUUACAGCUCCGAAAGAUUCUGCUAACAAACUUAAAAGAGCGGAGAGAACAACACCUGCCUCAAAUCCUAAAGAAAAGCUCUUCACAAUGACAGUAGAACUCAAGGGGCCAUAUGAGUAUCUAUCACUUGCAGACUAUCCUCUGAUGAUUUUUUUCAUGGUGAUGUGUAUUGUGUACGUAUUCUUCGGAGUUCUGUGGCUUGCAUGGUCAGCCUGUUACUGGAGGGAUCUCCUGAGGAUCCAGUUCUGGAUUGGUGCUGUUAUCUUCCUGGGGAUGCUUGAGAAAGCAGUUUUCUAUGCAGAGUUCCAGAACAUCCGCUAUACAGGGGAAUCUGUUCAAGGAGCACUAAUACUGGCAGAACUGCUUUCCGCUGUGAAACGUUCACUGGCUCGAACUCUGGUCAUCAUAGUCAGCCUGGGAUAUGGAAUAGUCAAGCCUCGUCUUGGGGUUACUCUUCACAAAGUAGUUAUGGCUGGAGCCCUUUAUCUAUUAUUUUCUGGCAUGGAAGGUGUUCUUAGAGUCACAGGGUUUUUCUAUGACACUCUGGCUCUGAUAGCAAACUUGGCCCUGUCCAUGAUUGAUGCCUGUAUUAUUUUGUGGAUAUUCAUCAGCUUGACUCAAACAAUGAAACUGCUAAAACUUCGAAGGAAUGUUGUGAAACUCUCUUUGUAUCGGCACUUCACCAACACACUCAUCUUGGCAGUAGCAGCAUCCAUUGUAUUUAUUAUCUGGACUACCAUGAAGUUCAGGCUGGUGGACUGUCAGUCGGACUGGCAGGAGCUAUGGGUGGAUGAUGCUAUCUGGCGCUUACUGUUCUCAAUGAUCCUUUUUGUCAUAAUGAUUCUGUGGAGACCUUCUGCUAACAACCAAAGGUUUGCUUUCUCACCACUGUCUGAAGAGGAGGAGGAUGAUGAGCAGAAGGAGCCAAUGUUAAAGGAAAGCUUUGAGGGAAUGAAAAUGAGAAGUACAAAGCAAGAACCAAAUGGGAAUGUAAAAGCAAACAAAGCUCAGGAGGAUGACCUGAAGUGGGUAGAAGAGAAUGUUCCUUCUUCUGUGACUGAUGUUGCUCUUCCAGCUCUUCUGGAUUCAGAUGAGGAAAGAAUGAUUACACACUUUGAAAGGUCCAAAAUGGAAUGAAGGAGGAGGCUUUUGCUAUUGGAAUUGGAGACAUCUCUUUUAAAGUUGCUUGGUGGAGCAAGUACAUCCUGCUGAUUUGUUUCUUGAUCUCAGUCUUGGAAGUUUGACACUUUAUUGUCACGAGGGCAUCUUGCUGUGAAAGAACUUCACAAGGACACUGAUAAAUCUUUUGGAAAUUUUCAAAUUGCGAAGUUGCUGCAAGUUUGGAUUUUUAAGCAAUUUAAAUGUGUACUAUUCCAGCACCUUCUGUAACUUUUUUCAAAUAUUUAAUCUGUGAAACUAAAAUUCCUAAUGUCUGCUUGAGGAGUUUAUAUUUUAAUGUUACAAUUGACACUUAGAGGUGAAUUGCCUUUACCUUUUUUGGUGGAGGGUGGCAACAGCAGGAAAUAAGCACUGAAGAAACAACAGACCCAUUUUCUGGUAGAUAAGGGCUUAUACUGUCAUGUUGUGUGUCCAACAUUAAUGAAAGGUUUUAGAGAGAAGCUCCCAUUGAUGAAGAAAAUUAAGAAAGGAGAUAUUUGGAAAAGUUACAGUGAUAAGAGUUUUAAAUCAAGUGCAAUUUUAUUCAUAACACUGUGUAAGAAAGAUUUUCUAUUUUAAAUGCCAUUGACCUAUAGGUAACAGUUGCGUAGAGCUAACCCUUGCUGUUAGCAAGUUGGCACAUCUCAUUGCCGGCAAUGUGGUGGUUGCCUGGAAAAAAUUAUUCGCCCCUACCUUCCACGUGUUGCAUGGUUUAAUUCAAAGGGAAACAAAAUACCAAAAAAACAACAACAACCAAACUCCAGACACACUCCUGCAGUGUUCCACAAUUGCUUGACUAUUCAUGUUAAGCAGCUACUUAAGCAAACAUUUCAGAAAAAACUUUCCUCCAUGCAAAUCUCCCCCCAAGAAGUCGGCACUCUUCUAAGAGAAGAUGGUAUUGCUUCCUAGAGGGUGUAGGCACUGCUGCACCACGAGGCCUUGAUGGUGUACACAGUGCUGGGAUAUUUUUGUUUCCAGUGUCUGUUUAGAAUUGCCUCGCAUGUUAACAAUUUUAAGAUGGGCUUUCCUGUUACAAUUGAUCCUUGUAGCCAAGAUCAUUGUGUUUAAGUCAAACUAGAAAUUUUCUAUACAACUGAUGUUUUUUUGUUUGUUUGUUUGCUCCUUUUCAAAUGAAAAAGAGCUUUUUGACAGUUUUCUAUUUAUACUCUGUUCUUGGUUGUGGAGGCUUUGCAUGCAAAACCUUACACAGGGAAGCCCAACACAGACUGUAUGACAAAAGCUCUUAAUUUGGAUUCAUAUUCUUUACAUCUGAUGGUUACCAGGUAAGUGUCAGCACAGCUAGACUUCUAGGGAGCUGCUAGACAAACCUCUGUGAGUACUGGCUUAGGGAGUUAGCUUUUCUUGUUCUUAGCUCAUAGCUGUCUCAGCAGAAGUGAAUGUGUGCCUGUACUUCAUUCAGCUGUGAAGUCUAAUAGCUUAGCUCUUGUUCAUCAGCAGCAGCAACUUAUACUGGCUCAUGGCACUUUACAGUAGAGUAGCUGAGGUGCAAGUGCAUAGUGUCUUCUGUCAGCUGUGCUGUGAAGGCAGUAAAUCCCAAGCAGAUGGGCAGAGAAAAAAGGUGGGGCUAUUACAUUUGACUCUGCUUCUGCAAGACUUGUUGUGGCAUACUUCUUCCAGCCCUUAUAGGCCACAGAUACAUGCUGUAGAGUCUUUAAUUAGAAAACACUUCAACUUUUAAUUUGCUAUGCUUAAUUGAUUAAAAAAUGAAACAAACAUGACCUCCAUGCCCUUUUGGGGAGAAGAAAUUUUGUGAAAUAAAGCUAUUUGUCAAUA